AUGGACUUCACCUGGUUGAGCGUGCAACCUACAUUAUGGCAGCAGAUCUCGUACGGCUUCUCGAUCAUCACAGCUUGCGUACCCAGCUUGAAAGUCAUCUUUGACGGCGUCCUCAACGACCAUGUUGGUUUCGGAAUGCCCUACCAACUCGAACCGUUGGCUGGCAGGGCCGGCUUCCAGGUUAUCACCAGGUCAGAAGACCAUGAGCUCAAGACAAAGUCAAGCGCAGUUUCACGCAAUAGAAGAGGUGAUGAGGACUUGAAGCUGACGCCUUCGUUGCUGAACCGAGCAAACUGUUACACUGGGAAGAGCUCGCGCCCGGCGGACAAGAGACACAAGGAUAACGGAGAGAGGAAAAGCGUACAGAACUUGACAGGCGCUGUCAUAGUCGUCCGGAAUGAAUUUGACGAUGAAAGGGGGUGGUCGUCGGGCGGUUCCCACUAG
This is a messenger RNA of Anthostomella pinea, 444 nucleotides long. NCBI's taxonomy places the organism in Eukaryota, Fungi, Ascomycota, Sordariomycetes, Xylariales, Xylariaceae. The record is from the annotation of a GenBank genome assembly.